This is a messenger RNA of Erythranthe guttata (spotted monkey flower), 384 nucleotides long. The record is from RefSeq and is a predicted model, not a curated record. Lineage: Eukaryota; Viridiplantae; Streptophyta; Magnoliopsida; Lamiales; Phrymaceae.
AUGGACAAACUAUACGAGAUUGCGGUUGGAGUUGCCAAAGGCCUACAAUAUCUCCACACAGGGUGCAACACUAGGAUUGUUCAUUUCGAUAUUAAGCCUCAGAACAUUCUGUUAGACGAUGAUUUCUCUCCGAAGAUAUCUGAUUUUGGGCUUGCUAAGCUUUGCAAGAAGAAGCAGAGUAUAUUAUCGGUAAUCGGGGCACGAGGCACAAUCGGAUAUAUCGCUCCAGAAAUAUUCUCAAGAAAUUUUGGAGGAGCUUCUCAUAAAUCUGAUGUCUAUAGCUACGGAAUGAUGAUUCUUGAAAUGGUUGGGGCGACAAAAAGAAGUAGCAAGGAAAAUGUUUUUGAUCGGAUUUUGGUGCAUUCAGACAUCUCCAUCGGAUAG